ACCGUCUGGCAUAAAGGGGAGGCUGCAGGAGGCAUAAAAGAAAUACGUUAUUUAAAAAUUAUCGCAACCGGUCUGCGGCUGCAGUUUCUGCGUUUAGCUCUUUUUUGUGUUCGAGUCCGAUUGAUCAGCGCAGUUAUGUCUUAUCAAGGCAAGAAAAAUAUCCCACGUAUCACGAGUGAGCGCAUGCUGGUAAAAGGAGGAAAAAUCGUGAAUGAUGACCAGUCUUUUUUUGCUGAUAUUUACAUAGAAGAUGGUCUGAUCAAGCAAAUUGGUGAAAAUCUGAUCGUGCCCGGUGGGGUUAAAGUUGCUGAUGCCCAUGGACGAAUGGUUAUUCCUGGGGGCAUUGAUGUCCACACCCGUCUGCAGAUGCCCGUCAAAGGGAUGACAGCAGCUGAUGACUUUUUCCAAGGAACAAAAGCAGCUCUGGCUGGGGGCACAACUAUGAUCUUUGACCAUGUGUUGGCAGAGCCUGGAAUUAGUUUGAUCACUGCUUUCGAACAGUGGAGAGAAUGGGCAGAUAACAAGUCCUGCUGUGACUACUCUUUGCACGUUGAUAUCACAGAAUGGUAUAAAGGUCUUCAAGAAGAGAUGGAUUUCUUGGUGAAGGAGCAUGGUGUAAAUUCCUUCCUUCUGUACAUGGCCUACAAAGACCGCUAUCAGCUCUCUGAUGCCCAGAUGUAUGAAGCCCUGAGUGCAAUUCGUGAUAUGGGUGCCAUUGCUCAAGUUCAUGCUGAGAAUGGUGACAUUAUUGCUGAGGAACAACAGAGGAUUCUUGGACUAGGUAUCACUGGACCUGAAGGCCAUGUUCUGAGUAGGCCAGAGGAGGUUGAAGCAGAAGCAGUAAACCGGGCUAUCACUAUUGCGAAUCAAACCAACUGCCCACUCUAUAUAACCAAAGUGAUGAGUAAAACUGCUGCAGAUAUUAUUGCCCAAGCCAGGAAGAAAGGUACUGUUGUGUAUGGGGAACCGAUUACUGCAAGUCUAGGCACUGAUGGGUCGCAUUACUGGAGCAAGAACUGGGCUAAGGCAGCUGCUUUUGUGACUUCUCCACCACUGAGUCCUGAUCCAACCACGCCAGACUAUCUGAACUCCUUGCUAUCUUGUGGCGAUCUGCAGGUCACUGGCAGUGCACACUGUACUUUCAAUACAUCUCAGAAGGCUUUAGGCAAGGAUGAUUUCACGCUGAUUCCUGAAGGUACGAAUGGAAUUGAAGAGAGGAUGUCCAUUGUUUGGGAUAAAGCUGUGGUCUCUGGAAAAAUGGAUGAAAAUCAGUUUGUAGCGGUGACCAGCACCAAUGCUGCCAAGAUUUUUAACUUGUACCCCAGGAAGGGGCGUAUUGCAGUGGGAUCAGAUGCUGACAUUGUGAUCUGGGACCCUGACAUUGUCAAGACAAUUACUGCAAAGAACCAUAGCCUGGCAGUGGAGUACAAUAUUUUUGAAGGAAUGGAGUGUCGUGGGGCACCCUUGAUUGUCAUAAGUCAGGGUAAAAUUGUCUAUGAGGAUGGCACGGUGCAUGCAUCAGAAGGCUCUGGACGCUUCAUCCCCAAGAAACCAUUCCCUGACUAUGUAUACAAGAGGGUUAAAGCAAGGAGCAAGUUAACUGAACUGCGAGGAGUUCCCCGGGGGCUCUACGAUGGUCCUGUCUGCGAGGUUUCAGUGACGCCCAAAUCCGUCACACCUGCUUCCUCUACUAAGACUUCACCUGCCAAGCAGCAAGCACCGCCUGUGCGAAACUUGCACCAGUCAGGAUUCAGUUUGUCUGGUAAAUGUGCACAGGUGGAUGACAAUUUGCCUCGUCGUACUGGCCAACGCAUUGUAAUGCCUCCUGGUGGUCAUGCAAAUAUCACAACGCUUGGAUGAACAUCCAUUCUGCUGUGGUGUUGGCAGAGCCAUCAGCUUUUUUUCAUUUUUUUUUAAGAGCCUGUGACGGUUACUGUGGACAAAUAAUCCUAGGUUUGUGUAACAGCCCUCCCCCCCCCACCUCCCAGUAUUAUAAUUAUCACCAAGAAAACAAAUGAAGAGAAAUAUUCUCAUUCUUAAAUCCUGCACAGCAUUAAGACACAUAGAACAUUUAGUGAUGAAAGAACUUCAGCACCCAUCUGGUUUGUAGGAGAUAGGAGUGGUUUCCUGGGACUGUAGAUUGUUGUAGAAUAGAGUUGUUGCCAAUGUUUAUUCUUAAGCUGCAUGGUUGAACAGUGAUCAGGUUCUCGCAUGAAGAGGAAUAAGGUGGCCUCUUGACAGUUACUCACUUGACUAAUUAGGCCGCUUGUGAGAGAGAGAGAAAUUGAAGUAUCGUUUGUUAUCAUUGUAGCAGAGUUCUAAUUCAAACUCUGAGAUGGUGCUGUUUACUCAGUGCCAGAACAUAACUUCCUCUCUGUUUAUACUCUAAAGUAAUAAAUAAUCAUCUACAAAUAUUUAACUGUAAUACUUCUUGAAUUUGUUGGGUUAAACCUUUAUUCUCAAAAAUGCACACUUAAUAUAAUUUUAAAUUUUCUGAUAAUGCAGCUGCUGAUGAAUUCGGUGUUAGGUUCUUCAGGGAAUAUUUUAUUCAUGGAAAAACUGGCCACUGGAAAUCUGAAUGAACAAGGUGUUAAUAGGUACGACAAGGGCUGAAAAUGGCAUGAUGCGUUGAUAUAAACUCAGUUGCAGCCUCUGAGGUGUCUGCUGUAAAUUUCCAGCAACAAGUGGCCUUCACUGUGUAUCUAGAAUACCAUUUGCUUGCCAAGUGUGAGUACCAAUCUGAAUUCUUAAGUGUAACUGUUGUGCAUGUGUGCGCAUAUACAUAAAAUACUGGCAGGAUUUGUACAGAGAAAUGUAAAGCCUCAAAUAUGUGAGGGAAAGGCUGAUAGUAAUCCUAAUAGCAGAAGAAUUGUCUUUUAAUGAUGAGGUUGUCCAACUACCAAGCUUGCUCUUCAUUUGAUCACGGGCUAUCAUCAUUGCACCACGUGUAGAUCUCUUCCUAGCUGCUCUGAGACAUUGUCCACUUGCCCAUCAGUCAGUAUGUCGUGUUGUUUUGCCUACGUGAUCUCAACAGGCUUCACUGUUGACUUCCUCUGUGGAAGCUCAAAAUGCAUUUUUCUUCUUUGAAUUGAUUUUUUUUUUCAGACUGCACACACUACAUGAGCUAGUAGCAUGUUCAUUUAUGACUUGCUUGAGUUUAGCACUGGAUGAUUUUAAUACAUAGAUGGGAGAGUUUGAAAACUUAACUGACCACAGUGACUUGAUGCUCAAAAACUCAUUGUAGUUUUGAAAUGUUGUCUUGAUGGCUUUUUUUGCUCCUCCAAUUCUGUGUUGUAUUCUUACUGAAAGAAGUACUUUGUGUUUUCAUGGCAUUCAUGUUGAUAAGGUUCUCCUGUUGUACUUUUCUUCCCUCUGCCAUUGUUGUGUUUAAUAAAGGUCUUGUGAUUUAUUCCAUAAGGGAAGAUUGAUAAAACAUCAUGGUUUACUGACAUGAACUGCUAAUAAAACAAUUACUGUUUAAAAUA
Rhincodon typus (whale shark) is the source of this 3485-nucleotide messenger RNA. RefSeq names its product dihydropyrimidinase-related protein 2. Bases 136 to 1860 code for a protein of 574 amino acids. The transcript is spliced from 14 exons. The record is from RefSeq and is a predicted model, not a curated record. NCBI's taxonomy places the organism in Eukaryota, Metazoa, Chordata, Chondrichthyes, Orectolobiformes, Rhincodontidae. Gene Ontology annotation, molecular function: hydrolase activity, acting on carbon-nitrogen (but not peptide) bonds, in cyclic amides. Gene Ontology annotation, cellular component: cytosol; cytoplasm.